UGUUUUCGCGCGAUUUUGGUGGCGGCGGAAGGACAAUGUCGUGCCGCGGUUAUACAAACCCAGCGACCCCAACGACCACACCUACUCUGUCUGACGGUAGCGGAGGAGGAAAAGAAGAAAACGGAGAUACACACAAUGCUUCCCUGUUCUAACUUUAAUUUUACACGAAGAAAGUUAGAGUAAAAGAGAAAUCUGUAGUUUCUUUUUUCUCGCCGUGGACUUAAUUGGAUAUUUUCGACGUAUUUCUACUCUUUUCCUUGUGAAUUCCUUCUCCUUUAAGGACGGUUAAAGAUUCUGCAGUCAAACAUGUUGCAAAGUUUCUCUCAGUCGCAGGACUGGCUUUACUCAGAGCCGCUGCUGUUUGACGAUGAGUUCUGCCAGAGUUUGAUGAAAGACCUCCAGUCGCUGCCAACUCCCCCUCAGUCUCCCCCCAUGAAGGCUGGGCUCUGUGAUGGCAAGCCCCUGUCCAAGGAAGAUCAGCUGAGCUAUGUGUCAGACAUUCUUCUGGAGGACCACGACAUGCAGCUCAACUGGAACUGUGACUUCUUCCACUCCGAUGCUGCAGAAAAGGGGGGUGAGCCCAGUCAACCCUGCUCCCCUCUCGACGAGGGCAGUGAGGACUGCCUGUGGCAGUGCUUGUCAUCCGACAAGGGUCUGGAGGAGAAGCUGGUCUCCACCAUGCUUGGCUCAAGCCCACUGCUGUCGGACAUCGACACCAGCAUCUUUGAGGAGAUUGCAGGCUCCACACUUGACUGCCAGAAUCUGAUUGAUGCUCAGGAGCCAAGCGAGGCCACUUCAGACUAUGGAUCAACUGGUGGCGAGUUGUCAACAUAUUCAUCCAGUGACUCUGAAGAGGAAAUUGAUGUGGUGACGGUUGUGCGCUGUCCCUCCAGCCCCUCCUCUCUGCCCUCACGGGCUGACAUGACUGUCCACCAGCAGAAGCAAGAAGAAGAGCAGCGAGCUCUCCAACGUCACCACUUUGAGAUCCAGCUGCAGCACAACUACGCGGCUCCCUGCCCUUCCUCACCACCACCUUCAUCCAACAAGCGCUCAAGAGGGAGUGACAGCGCAUUGCGCUUCCACCACUCUUCCCGCAGCUCAUCGUCUUCUUCUUAUUCUUCUUCGUCGUCACGGUACCACCACUCAUCAAGAAACUCAACAGAGACUGAGGAUGAAGAGGAGCGGCGACGGACGCACAACGUGAUGGAGCGUCAGCGUCGCAAUGAACUGAAGAACUGUUUCAUGCGCUUGCGUGACAAUGUGCCUGAGCUGUCACACAAUGACAAGGCAUCCAAGGUAGUUAUCCUGAAGAAGGCCAGGGACUGCAUCUACGGCCUGGAGGGUGAGGGCCACAGACUGCAAGCCAAGAGAGACAAACUUAAAGCCAAACAUGAAGAGCUGAAAGCCAGGCUCGUUGCGCUCCACAGCUAAUGGAGCUUAGGUGUUAGAGACAUUGUGGGGGAGUGAGGGUGGACAAGGGAAAAGACUUUUUUACAAAGAUAGGGGGAUGUGUGGGGUUAAAGGAUGGCGCAUGAUGCUGUAAAGAGCACACAAAAUUUGACAUUUCAAAGACUUCAUGGUAACUGUGUUUACACACACACACACACACACACACACACAUGUUUGUUUUUCUAUACCGGUGGGGACUUACCAUUGACUCCCAUUCAUAUCUAACUCCUAACCCUUACCCUAAUCCUAACCUUAACCAUCACCAAAUCAAUGCCUAACCCUAAACAAACGUUUUUGCACUUUUACAUUUUUUAUUAACAACAAUAUGGCCAAGAAAACGGUGUUGCCACCCGUGGGGACCUCAUUUUAGGUCCCCACCGUAAGACAAGUCCCCACCUUUAUAGCAAAUAGCCAGGUCAAAGUCCCCACCGGUAUAGCAGAAACAAGUAUACACACACACACACACACACACACACACACACACACACACACACACACACAGUUUCCCUGGACAUUGAACACAGCACACUCAUUGCCUCAGAAUUGAUCAUUGUCAUGCCUUGACUGCUGACUGUUGUAGAGAGUAGGGUGAUUUUUAAAAGAUAAAAGAAAGAUUGAGUGUGCAGACUUUUUUUGUUGUUUUUGAUUGUUUUGUUUUAGCAGAAUGCACACUGAAAGACAAGGACAAUGUUGUCUGUUGUUUUGUUUUUUUGACUCAUUACAUCUGAGUCUUUACUUUGGGGAUGCCAAAUGGCACAGAUUCAAGUGAAAUUAAGCCAGAAGUUCCUGUUGGGCUGAACAAUGAGAAGCCAGAGUUGUUCAGUGUUCAGCAGUUGAAUGAAACUUGAAUGUUGUUUUCAGGAUGUCUUGUAGCCAUAUUAGCCAGUGAUCCCUCCACUCUGACAGGUGUUUUAUGGUGGCGUUGAAGUUAUUUGGACAACUAUACAUCUGUUAAAUUCCACUUCUAGUGCUGUUUGAUCAGGGUGAAGGUUCUUCAGUGUGCGUUCAGCCUAUCUGACCUCAGGCGGACCCAUGGGCCCAACGCUGCUCUGUUACCAGGGUAGAAUGUAUUAAUGACAAUGUGUUGACCAGGUUUGAUACUAUUGACGUAACAAUGUGCAGCCUCAGUUCAGUUCACUAUCGUGUGUGUGUGUGUGUGUGUGUGUGUGUGUGUGUGUGUGUGUGUGUGUGUGUGUGUGUGUGUGUGUGUGUGUGUGUGUGUGUGUGUGUGUGUGUGUGUGUGUGUGUGUGUGUGUGUGUGUGUGUGUUUUCUUGAGUUGAUCUCUGUAAAGACUUGUUUGAGUUCAGAGGCAGCCAUAUUAAACAGCAUUCAGGUUUUAUGGAGAGUGAACUGAACUGUAAGCUGUGCUACUGUAGCAAAGCAGCCAAAGUUGGCACAGAAAACCUCUUCACAGAAUUGUAUUCUUGCAUGUUGUGGCAUAUUAUUUAAAGGUUCUGGUUGGAGGAUGCUGAAACGGCAGCAAUACUGUGACAAUUAGUUUUGUUACUUAUGGAAUAGUCAUUUUGCUAUGUGUCAGUGAAUAAAUAUCAUUGUGAUUCAUUAGUCAGUGGCCAUUGUUGUACACCUGCUAAAAGUAACUGGUGUAAAGUUUUGUCAGAAGAAGACAUCUUUUUUUUUGAUGAGAUCCUUGAGUAUCUUGUAUUUCAGCUGCAAUUCUAUCUCACUUUGUUCACAGAUAUGACAAUUUUUUUUUUUCCACGAAACUGCUUUUUACAUUUACAAGAGCCCCUGACUUUUACCAACAUUCCUGUGUUGCAAAAGAUGAAUUACUUUCACUGGUAUUGUUUUCUGCCCAGUUGAACUCACAUGGAGACAAAGUAGCCGCUGAAGAGAGCUGUAACACCAAGUAAUGUUUUAAGACUGUACAAAGUAACAUUUAUGGCUGUAUGUGCUCAUCAGGAGCCUGGAUUGGUUUAAUAUCAGGCAUUUUUGUAGAAUGUGUACUUGCCACUGUUAUCUCUUAUGCUGUUUGUAAUGAAUUUGGCAAAUGGAAAAUUAUUGGCACAUGGUUGUCAAAUGUCUUAAUGCAUCUUGUUUUUUAUUAAGAGUUCUUCCUCCUUGAGUCUAAGAAGACUUAACAGAAACUGAUUUGUAGGAAUGAGAAUAGAGGAUUUUGGUAUUUGAAGAACCUGCUUUGCCUUGAAAUGCAUUUUGUUCAGUACUCCUUGUCUCUUUUGUUUGAUAAUGUUGCUGUCUCGUGAAAAUGUCUUCUUUCAACAACAGGUAGUUUAUCAGGGAAGCUUAAAAUCCUUUUUCUCCUCAUCUUUGUUUAAAUUUUCAUUUUGUCGUGGUUUAGUCAGAUAACUGCCUUCUGAGGAUGCAGUGAGGUUUUAACAAAACAGCAGGGAUGAUUACUUUCUUUUAUUUUUGUAAACUUAGCAAACCUACCUCUACCUGGCUACAGUCGGGGUUGUAAUAUUUUGUUUUUUUUCCUGUGUUUUAAACAUUGUACAGUUUAUUUUUUUAAAUGUAAAUACUUUUCUUAUUGUAUCAUAAAUUAUUUUAGUCUUUUAUUCUUUUUUCAUUUGAAUUUGUGGAAUUUAAAAGAAAGCACUUUUAUAGUAUGUAAUUAAAAGUGAAAAUGAGA
Acanthochromis polyacanthus (spiny chromis) is the source of this 4058-nucleotide messenger RNA. It is a transcript of the gene mych, whose product is annotated as myelocytomatosis oncogene homolog. The transcript is spliced from 3 exons. Lineage: Eukaryota; Metazoa; Chordata; Actinopteri; Pomacentridae. The record is from RefSeq and is a predicted model, not a curated record. Bases 307 to 1431 code for a protein of 374 amino acids. Gene Ontology annotation, biological process: regulation of transcription by RNA polymerase II; positive regulation of cell population proliferation. Gene Ontology annotation, molecular function: protein dimerization activity; RNA polymerase II cis-regulatory region sequence-specific DNA binding; DNA-binding transcription factor activity, RNA polymerase II-specific.